This is a messenger RNA of Homalodisca vitripennis (glassy-winged sharpshooter), 1011 nucleotides long. RefSeq lists its product as uncharacterized. The record is from RefSeq and is a predicted model, not a curated record. The coding region runs from base 1 to 1011 and encodes 336 amino acids. Gene Ontology annotation, molecular function: nucleic acid binding. The transcript has 2 exons. NCBI's taxonomy places the organism in Eukaryota, Metazoa, Arthropoda, Insecta, Hemiptera, Cicadellidae.
AUGGGGUUCAGAUGGAAGAAGUGCGGGUCGAAAAGAAAACUGCUUAUUGAAAGGCCUGACAUUGUCAACUGGAGAUUCGAGUAUCUGCGAAACAUUAAGAAGUGCCGAGACAAUAAGAAGAAGAUAUUUUACCUGGAUGAGACGUGGAUUGACUCUAACCUAACGUUUCAAAGGUGUUGGCAAAGUCUUGAAGUGGAUGGAGUAUUGCCGGACAUGAACGCAGCAAACCGCGUGAUCGUUGUGGACAUAGGAUCUCAGGAUGGCUUUUUGAAAGGUGGUCGCCUCAUCUACGAAGCUAACUGUUCCACGGGAGACUACCAUGGACAGAUGAAUGGUGUGAACUUUGAAAAGUGGAUAAAAGAGCGUGUGCUGCCAAAUCUACCUGAUGAUUCUGUUUUAGUGAUUGAUAACGCGCCUUAUCACGGGGAACAGGUAGAUAAAGUACCCAGUAAAAGGGCUACAAAACGCGUCAUGAUAGAGUGGCUGCAAAGACAUGGGGAAUCCUACGAUGAAAAGGCGACAAGAAAAGCAUUGUUGUAUGAAGCGGUUCAAAGAUUGAAGCCACCCAAAAAGAUCUACAAGAUUGACAACUUGCUGAAAGAAAAAGGUCAUAGUGUGUUGAGACUUCCACCCUACAUGUGCGACCUCAACGCUAUUGAGUUUGUCUGGGCUCAAGUGAAACAAUACGUUCGACACAACAAUGCUUCUGGUAGUUUGUCCUUACCGAAACUAUUAAAUUUGGCGACAACGGCACUGGACUCAGUGACUCCUGCUAAGUGGAAAAAUUAUUGUGACCACGUGCAGCACAUUGAACAGGAGUACUGGGAGAAGGACGGCAUCACGGAAGACGCAAUAGAUGAGUUCGUCAUACGACUAGGCGAAGAUGACGAUGAUAGUUCCAGCUCUGACAGUUCGGAUGACCCUAGUGACCCUGAGUCUGAUGAAGAAUUAGCAUUACCAUUGCCGAUGGACACUGAUACAAGCACAGAGAACAAAAUGUUUUCUAAAUGA